UGCUCCAAACUGCUGAAACUGCAGAGCCUAUACACCUGUCCUUUUCCUCAUCUGGGAUGAUCUUCUCUGUGCUGACUCACUUGUGGGCAUUGGGACUGCUUGGGGUGUCAACAGUUAGCACCCUGGAAUCAGGAGGGUCCACUGAGCCUACCCCUUGCUCCAAAGGCUGUACCUGCCUGCAUGAUGAUUACAGCGCAGAACUCAAUGUGUACUGCAGUAUGUGCAAUCUCACUGAGGUACCCUCUGAUGUGCCACUUUCCACACGCUCCCUGUGGCUAGAUGGAAACCUAUUUACCUCUCUGCCUGCUGGCUCCUUCAAAGAUCUUAGCAAUCUGGACUUCCUGAAUCUGCAAAGUGGUCAGCUGGCCACAGUUGAUGCCCAAGCUUUCAGAGGUCUGCACAUGCUGGCACACCUACACCUGGAGCGCAAUCGACUCCGUUCUCUACCACCUUCUGUCUUCCAGAACAUGCCUAAUUUAGCAUCCCUUAGUCUUCAUAACAAUCAGCUAUUACGUAUUGAGGACAAGCUUUUUUCUAGCCUCUCCAAUUUGUGGCUCCUCAAUCUUGGUUGGAAUCAACUAGUUGUGCUGCCUGAAAUGGGUUUUCAGGAUCUACAUGGCCUCAGAGAGCUUGUUCUAGCAGGGAAUCGGCUAGCUUAUAUACAACCACAACUAUUCCAGGGCCUGACUGAGCUCAAGGAGCUAGACCUUACUGCAAACUCCCUAAAGGUCAUCAAGGCUAAUGUGUUCCUGAAAUUGCCAAAACUGCAGAAGCUAUACCUUGCCCAAAAUCAGAUUGUCACUGUAGCACCCAGAGCUUUUCUAGGUAUGAAAUCCCUCCGUUGGUUGGAUCUUACUAACAACCGACUCACAGCAUUACAUGAUGAGACAUUUUUGGGCCUGCAUAGCCUUCAUGUUUUACGACUUUCCAACAAUUCCGUUAGCAGCCUUAGACCAAGAACCUUUCGUGACCUUCAGUAUCUUGAGGAGCUGCGUCUGAGUCACAACAAGAUCCGUGUUCUUGGUGAAAGGAUCUUUGAGGGUUUAGGUCACCUAGAGAUGCUGGAGCUAGAAAACAACUUGGUAACUGAAGUACGUGGUGGCGCCUUUUUGGGGUUAUCUCGUAUAGCUGUAAUAAAUCUGUCUGGCAGCUGUUUUCAAAGUCUUCCAGAUCAGGUUUUUAAAGGUCUUUCAAAGCUUCACAGCCUUCACUUAGAUAAAUGCUGUCUUAUCAAAAUAUCGUCCCAAGCCUUCAUGGGACUCACAGGUCUUCGACGUCUCUUCCUCCAACAAAAUAAUAUAUCUGUGGUGGAGCGCCAGAGCUUUAUAGACCUCCAGGUUCUUCAGCAGCUUGACUUGAGGUUCAACAAGCUUGAGUUCCUAUCUUCUCACACCUUCUAUGGCCUGAGGAACCUUGACUAUCUGCUUCUAUCAGGCAAUUUAAUUCGUCAGAUUACAUUAGAUGUGCUUCACCCACUGCAGCAUAUUUCUUGGUUAGAUAUCUCUGACAACCAGAUUGAGUCCCUACAGAAUGGCACGCUACAACUGCUGCCAAGGCUACGCUACCUGAAUCUCAACAACAACGCUCUCAGCAGCCUUCCUGUUGAGUUCCCUGACAACCUGGACCAACUGUUACUGUUGGGAAAUCGCUGGAGAUGCGACUGUGUGGCAAAACCCCUCAGAGACUAUAUCCUUAGUAAGCCCCAUGUUGUACCAAGACAAGUGGGGGUGCUGCCAGAGGGAGAGGAACCUCGCACACUUGUUAACAUCUACAACAACAUCACCUGUAGAAUCCCACCCAGUCUGACUGGUAUGGAUUUGAGGGACAUUCACAGUGAACAUUUCCAUGACUGCUGAUUCCCCUAAUGUCCCCUAAUUUGGGUUUAUGCCACAAAAAGUAAAUAUUUAAUGAGUUCCUUGUUUCUAUAAAAAAUCUUCUAGCUAUUUUACUGAUACAGUUUCAAAUAAUUUAAUUAUUUUGAAGGAUAAAUAUUUUUUUGCCAAACAUUCUUGGGUAGUGUUUCUCCUGUAUUUUACUUUUUUAAUUCACCACAACCCUUGUUUACAUUAUGCUCAU
Scleropages formosus (Asian bonytongue) is the source of this 2076-nucleotide messenger RNA. It is a transcript of the gene igfals, whose product is annotated as insulin-like growth factor binding protein, acid labile subunit. The transcript is spliced from 2 exons. Gene Ontology annotation, cellular component: plasma membrane. Gene Ontology annotation, molecular function: protein binding. The coding region runs from base 57 to 1856 and encodes 599 amino acids. The record is from RefSeq and is a predicted model, not a curated record. NCBI's taxonomy places the organism in Eukaryota, Metazoa, Chordata, Actinopteri, Osteoglossiformes, Osteoglossidae.